Molecule: messenger RNA, 1158 nt
Organism: Verticillium alfalfae VaMs.102
Lineage: Eukaryota; Fungi; Ascomycota; Sordariomycetes; Glomerellales; Plectosphaerellaceae
Product: sodium/bile acid cotransporter
Exons: 3
Coding region: 1-1158 (385 amino acids)
Cellular component (GO): plasma membrane
Source: RefSeq, a predicted model, not a curated record
AUGCCUAAGGACAUUGAGCACCGAGAUGGCCAACACGAGGCGGACGCGGAACACGACGUUCGAGAAACAGACGGCCGUGACGGGGCACCAGCAAACGCAGAGGCAGAUGUGAAGAAGGAGGACGAAGAUUCGAGAGAAGGCGAGGGCGAGGGCGAGGGUCAUGAUGAACGGGGCCCGAAGCCGACAUGGCGCAGGGUCAUUGGUUUUAUCCUGGCGCAAUGGCUCAUCAUUGGCUUCGGCCUCGCGUGCUUGUUUGCAUACUUCUGGCCCCACGUCGCGGCCAAGGGCGGGCCCAUCCGCUCCGAGUACAGCAUCAUCUACGGCGCCAUCGCCGUCGUCUUCGUCAUCAGCGGCCUUCAGCUCUCGCCCGUCAAGCUGCGCGAACACGCGACCAACUGGCGCCUUCACCUGCUCGUGCAGGGCAUCUCGUUUGUUGCCAUCCCCGUCGUGCUGCUGAUCGUGCUGCACGUCUCGGUCGCCGCCGGCGCCCUGCGUGACCGCGUGCUCGACACGAGCGUCUUUGUCGGCAUGCUGGUGACGGCGUGCCUGCCGACGACCAUUGCCUCCAACGUUGUCAUGACGCGCGCUGCCGGCGGCGACGAGGCGGCGGCCAUCAUCGAGGUCGUUCUCGGCAACGUGCUCGGCGCCUUCCUCUCGCCGGCGCUCAUCUUCGCAUUCCUCCCCAAGACGGCGCCCUUUGCGCCCUGGCAGCCCGCGAGCCCGUCGACGCUGGGCCCCAUGUACGCCGGCGUCCUGCGCCAGCUGGGCCUCACGGUGCUGCUGCCGCUGGCCGCCGGCCAGAUCAUCCGCCGCUUCUUCGAUGGGCCCGUCUCCUGGGCGCUCCGCGUCCUCCGCCUCGCCAAGCUAUCGGGUGUCUGCCUCGUGCUCCUCAUCUGGACGACCUUCUCCGGCGCCUUCCACACCGGCGCUCUGCAGGACACGCCGCCCGCGAGCAUCAUCUUUAUCGUCUUCAUGAACCUCGCCCUGUACGCCCUCUUCACCAUACUGUGCUUCUUCGCCGCGCGGCCGCCCCUCGCUCUGGCGCGGCCCGGUAUGGCGGGCGGAAGUUCGUCCUGCGUCGACAUGUCGGGAACGGCAUCAGGCAGCGCUGCCGCUGCCCAGAAUCUUAUCGAGGUAGGCCCCGGGCGAGAGGAUUAG